Molecule: messenger RNA, 3779 nt
Organism: Cebus imitator (Panamanian white-faced capuchin)
Lineage: Eukaryota; Metazoa; Chordata; Mammalia; Primates; Cebidae
Gene: WWC3
Product: WWC family member 3
Exons: 23
Coding region: 13-3666 (1217 amino acids)
Biological process (GO): negative regulation of organ growth; regulation of hippo signaling; cell migration
Cellular component (GO): cytoplasm
Molecular function (GO): kinase binding; molecular adaptor activity
Source: RefSeq, a predicted model, not a curated record
GCCCGCGCCGUCAUGCCUUGGCUGAGCGGAGGUCGGCGGCGACGGCGGGGACAGCCGCGGGAGGCCCCGCGGGAGCCGCCGCCGUCCGCGCAGCCCCAGCGGGAACCGCCGCCGGCGGCGCCCCCUGCCGCGGUCCCCACGCCCCCCGCCCCCUCCGCGCCCCCGCCGCGGGUCCGGGAGAGCGCCCAGCUGCCGCUGCCCGCUGGCUGGGAGGAGGCGCGAGACUACGACGGCCGAGUCUUCUAUAUUGACCACAACACGCGCCAGACGUCGUGGAUCGACCCCCGCGACCGGAUAACAAAGCCAUUGACCUUUGCCGAUUGUGUUGGGGAUGAACUGCCUUUAGGAUGGGAAACUGUGUAUGAUAAACAAAUUGGAGUUUACUACAUGGACCACAUAAAUAAGCUUACCCAGAUUGAAGAUCCAAGAGAACAGUGGAGGCGAGAGCAAGAGCGCAUGUUGAAGGAAUAUUUAAUUGUAGCCCAGGAGGCUCUCAAUGCCAAGAAAGAAAUCUACCAGAUCAAGCAGCAACGGUUUGAGCUGGCCCAGGAGGAGUACCAGCAGCUGCACAAAAUGUGUGAGGAUGACAGCCGCUCCUAUGCCAGCUCAUUCUCUGGAUAUUCAACAAAUACAAAGUAUGACCCACACCAAAUUAAAGCAGAAAUAGCAAGUCGUCGGGAUAGGCUUUCCAGAUUAAAACGAGAGCUGACCCAGAUGAAGCAGGAGCUGCAGUACAAAGAAAAGGGGGUGGAGACCCUGCAAGAGAUUGAUCGGAAGAUGUCAAGUACUCACACCAGCUACAAACUGGAUGAGGCUCAGGCUAUCAUGAGUGAGCUCCGGACCAUCAAGAAGGCUAUUUGCACAGGCGAGAAGGAGAGGCGGGACCUGAUGCAUAGCCUGGCCAAGCUGACUGAUAGCUUCAAGAACAGCUGCUGUGUCACCGACUCUCUAGCGGACUUCCCUCACCACGCAGGCGUGCCUGGCGAUGCUGGUGUACCCCAGCAGUUCUGCGAUGCCGGCUCCCAGACCGAUAUCAUCGGGGAGUUUGUCUUUGAUGAUAAAACAAGACUUGUAGACCGAGUCAGACUUAAUUGGCAGUAUGAAGAAGCCAGAAAGAGAGUCUCCAACAUCCAGCAGCAGCUGGCCCGGCUUGACAAUGAAUCGUGGCCAGGCACGGCCGAGGCUGACAGGGACCGGCUGCAGCUUGUCAAGGAGAAGGAGGCCCUGCUGCAGGAGCUUCAGCUCAUCAUCGCACAGCGGCACUCUGAGGGAGACGUGGCCCGGCUGGAGGAGGAGCGGGAGCGCCUGGAAGAGGAGCUGCGGCACGCACGGGCCACCUCCGCACAGGGCGCCACGGAGAGGAUUCUGCUUCAGGAAAAAAGAAAUUGUCUACUCAUGCAGCUGGAAGAAGCCACCCGCCUGACAUCCUAUCUGCAGUCCCAGUUAAAAAGCCUGUGUGCCAGCACCCUGACGGUGUCCUCGGGGAGCAGCCGCGGGUCCCUGGCCUCCAGCCGCGGGUCUCUGGCCUCCAGCCGGGGCUCCCUGAGCUCAAUCAGCUUCACUGACAUCUACGGCCUCCCACAGUACGAGAAGCCCGACACUGAGGGCAGCCAACUUCUACGCUUCGACCUCAUUCCCUUUGACUCGCUGGGGCGAGAUGCCCCUUUUUCAGAGCCCCCAGGCCCCUCGGGCUUCCACAAGCAGAGGCGGUCCCUGGACACGCCCCAGUCCCUGGCGUCGCUGUCUUCCCGCUCCUCCCUGUCCUCACUGUCACCCCCAAGCUCGCCCCUGGACACACCCUUCCUCCCUGCCUCACGGGACUCGCCACUGGCGCAGCUGGUGGACAGCUGUGAGGGGCCAGGCCUGGGUGCCCUGGACAGACUGCGGGCACAUGCCUCAGCUUUGGGGGACGAAGACUUGCCGGGCAUGGCGGCCCUUCAGCCACAUGGGGUCGCUGGAGACGGGGAAGGGCCACAGGAGCGAGGACCCCCACCAGCCAGUGCUCCUGUGGGCGGAACAGUGACUCUUCGAGAAGACAGUGCCAAGAGGCUGGAGAGGAGGGCACGCCGCAUCUCCGCGUGCCUGUCAGAUUAUUCGCUAGCCAGCGACAGUGGGGUGUUUGAACCUCUAACAAAAAGGAACGAAGAUGCUGAGGAGCCUGCCUACGCAGACACGGCCAGUAAUGGAGACCCCCAGAUCCACGUGGGACUCCUGUGCGACAGCAGCAGCGAGUGUCUCCUGGUGCACGUGCUGCAGCUGAAGAAUCCUGCGGGGCUGGCGGUGAAGGAAGACUGCAAAGUCCACAUCCGCGUCUACUUGCCCCCACUGGACUCAGGCACGCCCAGCACUUACUGCUCCAAGGCUAUGGAAUUCCAGGUGCCGCUGGUGUUUAAUGAAGUGUUCAGGAUCCCCGUGCAUUCCAGCACAUUGACAUUGAAGUCGCUUCAGCUAUACGUGUGUUCAGUGACCCAGCAGCUGCAGGAAGAACUGCUGGGCAUUGCUCAGAUUAACCUGGCUGACUAUGACAGUUUGACUGAGAUGCAGCUGCGCUGGCACUCCGUCCAGGUGUUCACCAGCUCCGAGCCACCGAGGACCCAGGAGCCUGGAUGUGUGGGAGAGAGCUCCGCCCGGGAGCCCGCACGCAUCGUCUCCAUCUCCGGCAAGACGGACGCAGUGACGGUGCUGCUGGCCAGAACCACGGCACAGCUGCAGGCGGUGGAGAGGGAGCUGGCAGAGGAACGGGCCAAGCUGGAGUACACGGAGGAGGAGGUCCUGGAGAUGGAGCGCAAGGAGGAGCAAACCGAGGCCGUGUCUGAGCGGAGUUGGCAAGCGGACUCAGUGGAUAGCGGCUGUAGCAACUGCACCCAGACCAGCCCUCCGUACCCAGAGCCCUGUUGUGUGGGUAUUGACUCCAUCUUGGGCCACACGUUUGCUGCUCAGGCAGGGCCUUAUAGCCCUGAGAAAUUUCAGCCCUCACCUCUUAAGGUUGAUAAGGAAACCAACACAGAAGAUCUGUUUCCGGAAGAAGCAGCCAGACUCCUGAAGGAGCGGCCCAGCCGCCGGGCCCGAGGGUCACCUUUUGUUCGGAGUGGCACAAUUGUCCGUUCCCAGACCUUCUCGCCUGGAGCACGAAGCCAGUAUGUUUGCAGACUUUAUCGUAGUGACAGUGACAGCUCAACGCUGCCCCGGAAAUCCCCCUUUGUCCGAAAUACUUUGGAAAGACGAACCCUUCGCUAUAAGCAGUCCUGCAGGUCUUCCCUGGCCGAGCUCAUGGCCCGCACCUCCCUGGACUUGGAGCUGGAUCUCCAGGCGUCGAGAACACGGCAGAGGCAGUUGAAUGAGGAGCUCUGCGCCCUCCGUGAGCUGCGGCAGCGGUUGGAGGAUGCCCAGCUCCGCGGGCAGACUGACCUCCCACCCUGGGUGCUUCGGGAUGAGCGUCUCCGAGGCCUGCUGCGGGAGGCCGAGCGGCAGACAAGACAGACCAAACUCGACUACCGACAUGAGCAGGCAGCUGAGAAGAUGCUGAAGAAGGCCUCCAAGGAGGUCUACCAGCUGCGCGGCCAGAGCCACAGAGAGCCCAUCCAAGUGCAGACCUUUAGGGAGAAGAUAGCAUUCUUCACCAGGCCAAGGAUCAACAUACCUCCUCUCCCAGCCGACGACGUCUGAUCGAGUGCAUUGUGCACAUGAAGUAUUUAUCUGCCUGUUUUAUUUUCAUGAAGUUCUUAGACUAGCUGAAUUUGUCUUUAAAAUAUUUGUGCAAAGCUAUUAAUAUACACAUU